AAGGGACGAUUAGGCUGGAUAAAUAAAGGGGAAUGGAGUUGUGUGUGACAAUGUGAGGAAGAGGAAAAGCAGGAUGAGGGAGAUAGGAGAGGUAAGCGAGGGAGUUUGAGAAGGUGAUGAGCAUGUACAUGUAGGUGAAGAGUGGGUGUUUAGACAAAAGCCUGGAGUGGUAUGGAGAAGUCAAGGAUUCAGGGAAUGUUGGAGGUGGGCUGCAUAGAACUUUCCCUCCACGACCGUAUAAUAGCUGGAUUGCAUAGUUACAGCAGUGAAGUGCGUCCAGUCCGGUGAGACCAGCUCACGAUGCCAGAGAAGGAUAACUUCACCAGCAGUGGAGACAAGGGCGGCAGCAGCUCGGGUGAUGUGUGCCGGGACUUCCUGCGUAACGUCUGCAAACGGGGCAAGCGCUGCAAGUUCCAGCACCCGGAGGUAAUCGAGGCGUCCGAGCCGGGUGCCUCGGCUGACGAGCUGCCCCUGGCCAAGGGCGAGGUGCCCAUCUGCCGUGACUACCUGAACGGAGACUGCCAGCGGGGAGCCAAGUGCAAGUUUCGCCACGUGGAGUCGGAGCUUGCUGGCGGUAGUGGUGGCCCCUACGAUCCGGCGCGCCCGUCCAUGGCCGCCACACACCGCUUCGACCCGUGCACCGACCUCUGUGAUGAGUACGGCGGGCACCUGCUGAAGAGACGGCGGCUGGAGAGCAUGCGGUUCGACCUGUAUGACUACGGUGUGCCGCGCCCCUUCCCAGUGGACUACCGCUACCUGGAGGAGGAGAACCUAAUGCUGCGCAAGAGGGUGGAGGAGCUGAAGAAGCAGGCGUCCAACCUGAUGGCCACCAACGAGGUCCUGCUAGAACAGAACGCGCUCUACCGCAACCAGCCCAAGGUGGUGACGCUGGCCAACGAGCAGCAGCUGGCUCCGCCCACCGUGGCCGCCGUCACCGCCUACAACCACACCAUCGUGCAGGCCCACAACUCGCUGAGCAGCCAGACGCUGCCGUCCCGGCAGGAGCUGGUGCCCGCCGCCAGUGCCGUGCCCCCAGCCAGCGCUGCCCCACCGCCCCCUGGGCCCCACUUGGCUCCCGAGCUGGCCCUGGCCCAGACGAUAGCGCAGAGCAUGGCCGCGCCCGUCUCCAUCACACAGGCCAUCCCGGGCAUCACAGUGAGCCAUGCCACCACCCCGAUGGUCAGCUAUGCCAUCGCCUCACAGAGCAUGAGGAUUACGCCAAUACCCCACUGAGAACACUACCCCUCUUCGCUUGGGCCUAGGCUUAAUUACACAUCUCUGACUUGUGUUCCAUUGUUUUUACUCUCAAAUCCCUGUGUGAUGCUGGACAUCCUGAUCUUUAUAAUGACAACCCCAGGACAAUGUCACAGCUUUUUAUGGGGAACAGAGACGCUUGUCUGCUAAAUCAGGCAACCGACAGCAAUUUCUGUGUGGGGGAAGAAACAGCAACAGUCUUUGUUUUACAAUGUAUAGUCUCUGCUCCAAUACUGCUGGAAACUGGAGGUGAGGAACUCUGAGAUUCGUUUGGAAGCGACUAUGUACACAACUGCAUCACAGACUUUGGACAAUUCAAACCAAUUGUAAUCCAUGGCACAAAGAUCCCUUGUCACCUGGUUACAUUUAAACCGUUUUAGCACAUUUUAAGAUGCAAAUUGUUCAUUCAGCCAUUCGGAAGAAUUGGAGUAUGAUUUCUACGUAAAGUUUCAUCAUUCAUUUCAGGGUACAGAUGGAUUCGUAUGUUAUUUCCCCCUGACUCUGCACAUAUUUCCACUCCCUCGAAGCAUCACAAUCUUGACCUGAAUCCUAAAUUUUAGGAGUUAUGAGACUUCAUAAAAAACGCAGAAACAUUAGAAGCUUCCCACCAGCUGGUGCACGGAGACAUUGUGCCUUUUCGUCAUAUGGUUUACACUUUACAAUGAAGAAAAUUGUUAGAGUUAACUUUACACAGUAAUGCAGUUUUUCUAAUUCUGUUUGAUUUAUGAUUUGACAUCUGCUAAAUAACCUCUGGAGAAUUUUACCUGUCAUAUGUAUGGACUGGAAAUCAAUGCAAUUGGAGUGGAUUCCAGUAAGGGGCCAACCCCAGCGCUAGCAUUUAAUGUGACACUAUUUUGGCUGAAGUGUGUAUAUCUUAUCCACUGCCAAGACUGUAUGUUAGCAGCAAGGUAGGAAAGCUUCACUAUUAGCACAGUAACUUUAGCCGGAUAUUGAUUAUGGAUUUGUCUGUUUUGUCAAUGAUGGCGUCAGGCACUGCCUUUGUUUACAGCACCUUGGAUUGAGUGACUCAAGAGAGUUCCUACUCCUAUGGUCCACUAGUCUGCAGUGGCCUUUGUGGACAAGCAAUAUACUUCCUAUGCUUUUGAUUGUAAUAUUCACAAGAAUCGUGCAGUGAAGCAACUGCACUAAAAGGCUUUUCUGGAGUGUUAGACACUGAGUGCAGAAACUGCACCUUGUACACUAAGUGAUUUGUAUUAGCUACAAGUUUAUGGGGAUAAAUUAAAAUAAUUGCAGGUGCUGGAAAUCUGAAAUAAAGAUAGAAAAUGUUAGGAAAAGCUCACCAUGUCAGGUAGCACAUGUGGAAAGAGAAACAGUUAACAGCAGCACAAUGUCAUGGCUGGUACAGCCGCUGGCUCCCAGCUCCAGAGAGCUGGGUUCGGUCCUACCUCUGGUCUGUUUGUCCGCCCGGUGACCGCGUGGGUUUCCCCCUACAUCCCCAAAAAUGUGCAGAUUGAUAGUUAAAUGGCCACUGAAAUUGUCCCUACUGGGUAGGUGAGUGGUAGAAUCAGGGGAUAGUUGAUGACAUUGGGGAGAGGAUGAAAUGGGAGUAAUGUCAGACUGAUAAUGGAGUUUGAUGUCCAGUGCGGACUCUGUGGGCCAAAGGGCCUGUUUCCACACUGUUUGAAACAAAAAAAAAAUCAGUCAAAAAAAAGUCUGACAGGCUACGAAAGUCUGUGACUGGCUUUUAGGUGGGGAACAGUUUAUCAGUUCUAAUGAAGGGGAUAGGACCUGAAACAGUGGCUGUCAUUUCUCCUUCCACAGAGACUGCCUGACCUGCUGAGUUUUACACCACCAUUGUUUCUAUUACAAGUCUGCAAGAAUCACGGGGAGUCUGCAGUGGUACAAGAAUUGAUUCUUCCCACUGCUGAUCUGUUGCUAGUUCCAAUCAAUGGGCAAUUUGUUUCCAGCCCUCGGACUCCAGUUGCAAUGAGACUUAUUGGUGGGGUGGGUUUUGUGGGAAGAAAUGGUAGGCAUUCUGUGCAGGUAUCACUGAAUUGUCAGGACUCAAUUAACCUUGUGGUCCUCUAGAAUAUUUCUUAAAUGGUAUUUUUUUAAAUCUCACAAUUGCUGCAACCUUUUAAAGUGAUGCAAAUAAACUUGAAUGUAUAGUGCUAUGAAUAUUAAACCUUGAAUGGAUUGUUCAUUUAUUAUGUGCCAUGUUGUAUGAUGUGGGCAAUCGUCGUCUUCCCCUGAACAUGAUUGUUCUUGGCAAAUUUUCCUACAGAAGUGAUUUACCAUUGUCGUCUUCUGGGCAGUGUCUUUACAAGAGGGGUGAUCCCAGUCAUCAUCAAUACUCUUCAGGGAUUGUCUGCCUGGCGUCAUUGAUCGCAUAACCAGGUCUUGUGAUCUGCACUGGCUGCUCAUGCAACCAUCCACCACCUGCUCCUGUGGUUUCACGUGACCCUGAUUGAGGAGCUAAGCAGAUGCUGCGCCUUGUCGAAAGGUGACCUGCAGGCUAGCAGGGGGAAGGAGCACCUUACUUCUUUGGUAGAGAUGUAUCUCCCCCCUGCCACCCACUGAAUGUAUAGUUGUAUGAAUAUUAAACCUGACUCUUUUUGGAUUUGCCUGU
Mobula hypostoma (lesser devil ray) is the source of this 3844-nucleotide messenger RNA. RefSeq names its product zinc finger CCCH domain-containing protein 10-like. The transcript is spliced from 2 exons. Gene Ontology annotation, biological process: regulation of RNA splicing. The record is from RefSeq and is a predicted model, not a curated record. Bases 301 to 1233 code for a protein of 310 amino acids. Gene Ontology annotation, molecular function: metal ion binding; RNA binding. Lineage: Eukaryota; Metazoa; Chordata; Chondrichthyes; Myliobatiformes; Myliobatidae.